ACAAAUUGGAACAAAAGGUCUACUGACUGCGAGAAAAAACAGCCUCUCCAUGGCUCCCAUCACAUCCUCCAAAAUGAUUACUUCAAAUAAGUCAGAGAAGAAAACAACUAAAUCAAACAAGACUGCAAAGAAACAAGAAGGUAAAUUCACAGAGAACGUGCCUGUCUAUGACCCCAAUAUUCCAGAGCCUACAUGCCGAGCCGAGCUUCUGAAACACUGGAUCAACCUGUCUCUGGAUGAUAAGACAGCCAAUUGCGUGCUGUGGAUUUCUGAGGGAGGAUCCAAGGUGUCUCGUAGGGGAGAUAAUACCAUGUGUCCUGUCCUGGACAGUCCUAAGAGAUAUGAAUACUCCCCUCAGGUGGUGACCAAAGAAGGCAUAUGGGGCUUUAGAGCGUACUGGGAGGUACAAUACACAGGAUGGGUGGUCAUUGGCACCACCUAUGAAGGAGCAGGCAGGAGGGCCAGUGCUGGAGUGCCCAAUGGCCUGGGGGAGAACGAGGAAUCUUGGUGUUUGGGUUGGUCAGGAUCCUGUUACCAGGUCUGGUUUAAUGGAAGGUACAAGGAGAUCUGGAACGUCCCACAAUGCUUCACUUUAGGAGUGUACGUUGACCAGCCCGCUGGAGUUAUGAACUAUUACCUUGUAGAAGGAGAGGAGGGAAAAGAGAAGGAGGUGAAGUUGCUAUAUAGAUUUGAGGGUCCAAUUAAAGACAAGAUUAUGCCAGGCUUCUGGGUUGGUGGAGAUUCUUCCUGCACCAUAGUGAAGAAACCAGAGUAGUCUUUAUUGAGGGGUAGUUGAUAAUGUAUUCAUUCAAUUUUUUUUAAAUACAUUUUUACCCCUUUAAUUUCCAAACCCUGUGAUAUAAAAAUUACAUUCAUACAAAACCCGAUGCAUCCCAGCAACUCCCUACAGGGUUUGAAAAGUUGGUGUGUCUUCUGAAACAUACCUCGCUAAGCCGCGCCGCUUCUUAUCACACUGUUUGCUUGCCUAACAAAUGUGUCGGAAGGAACGCUCUGUAGACUGUCGACGUCAGACAACAUGCAGGCUCCUAAACCACCGAAAGAAGUCAGUAGAGGCAGGAUAAGAGAAGAGCUGAAUCUCAAAUGACUCCCCGCUGGCCCUUCAUUUGCCCUACCAAGAUCCUGCCGUGGCCCCUUCCGGAAAGCCUGCAAAGGUGCUGCCUUGCUGAGGGCAACGUAAUCAAAGUCUGGUUCUGAACAUGAGACAUGUAAAAGAUGAAAUACUUCCUUCGUUAAAUGUUUAACUGUUACUGAGGUUUAUAAAACAUCAGUAGGCAUUUGUUCAUUUGAAAUGCAGCUUGUUUUCUGGUUUGAAAGUGGAACAUGAAUUGUAUCAUCCAAAUCAUGCAACUGUCCCGAAGUAAAUGAGUUUAUUCAUUCCCUCGUCACUCUCCAGAAGUCACCCUUGGAGUUUCAUCAGUAACAUAUGAAAAAGAAAGGGCCUUCGAGCUUGAAGAAAGUACUUAGUUUAAUGGAAGGGCUGACCUGCUGGUCUACAAUCCCCUACUCAUGGGUGAUGCGAGGCCAAUUGUUAGUCUUCUGUCAGGGUUUUCUGGUCAUGACCGGUCCUGACACAUCCUGGGAUUUAACACAAGGUGGUGUGGUGCCUUGGUAUAACUCUAGAAAAACUCUAGAAAAGGGACAUAAAAUGUAUGGGAAACAAGGAAUGGAGGAUGUGCUUAUAGAGAAGAAGAACAGGAAUUAGUUUAGAUUUUUAGUAAUGACUUGUGGAAUGCUUUAAAUAAUAAUUGAGAAAAUACAUCGUCAUAAUGCUUGUUCUGCAUGAAGUAUUUUAAUGCUUGGAAAGACAUCUGAUUAUUUUAGACAAUUUUUUGCUGGAUAUGACA
Messenger RNA from Esox lucius (northern pike), 1865 nucleotides. Its product is annotated as stonustoxin subunit beta. The record is from RefSeq and is a predicted model, not a curated record. The coding region runs from base 50 to 775 and encodes 241 amino acids. The transcript is spliced from 5 exons. NCBI's taxonomy places the organism in Eukaryota, Metazoa, Chordata, Actinopteri, Esociformes, Esocidae.